Molecule: messenger RNA, 2719 nt
Organism: Durio zibethinus
Lineage: Eukaryota; Viridiplantae; Streptophyta; Magnoliopsida; Malvales; Malvaceae
Product: BAG-associated GRAM protein 1-like
Source: RefSeq, a predicted model, not a curated record
CGAAAACUAACUUUUCUACGUUAUAUUUUUCAAACUCACCGAACAAAAAUACCCCUCAAACUCACCAAAACCACAAAACAAACAGGUGUUAAAUGUCAAGUCUUUCGACCCUCCAACGGUCUUCACCUUUGACUCUGUCCCAAAAAAAUGCUUUUUUCUAACUUUUUUUUUUUUUCUGUACAAAAUUGCAAAUCAAAGAACCCUAAUAUAAAGCCCUUUCAAUAUCUAACCAAAAUGUUGAUUGAAUUCUUUUAAUGUAAUUUCAUAUAAAUAAUAAUUACGGGAAAAAACAAAGCGGAAAUUUUAAGCAAAUAUAUAUAUGAUGAUUGAAACGGCGGCGGCGGCGGCGGAGGCGGUGGUGGAAUAUUUGGUUCCGUCGUGGUGGGAGAUCAAAGUGGCGGUGGCGGCGUCGGUGUUCGUGAUCGUUUCUUAUUGGCUUUUUACAUUCCGAGGCGGAGAUGGCGGCGGAGAUGGUGGUGAUCGGUCGCAGCUUGUGGAGAAUUCUGGUGACGGAAUUCUUGACGAUAAAGACAAGAUGGUCCAGUUGAAGGAAGAUCUUCAGACCAAUUCUCCAUAUCUAAUCAAGGUGGAAUUGCUGGCAGCUAAGAAUCUCAUUGGUGCAAACUUGAAUGGCACAUCAGAUCCUUAUGCCAUCAUUACUUGUGUUUCUGAAAAGAGAUUCAGUUCAAUGAUCCCUGGUUCAAGAAACCCAAUGUGGGGAGAGGAGUUCAAUUUCUCUGUAGAUGAGCUUCCUGUUCAGAUAAAUGUGACAAUAUAUGACUGGGAUAUUAUUUGGAAGAGUGCUGUUCUUGGUUCAGUUUCUGUUCCAGUUGAAAGUGAAGGUCAAAGUACCGCAGUAUGGCAUACAUUAGAUAGCCCAUCUGGACAGGUUUGUCUACAUAUUAAAACAAUAAAACUCCCUCUGAAUUCCUCCAGGGGUAUAAAUGGAUAUGCUGGAGCUAAUGCUCGAAGAAGGAUUACUUUAGAUAAACGAGGGCCUACCGUGGUUCAUCAAAAGCCAGGGCCUUUACAGACAAUAUUUAACCUCCUUCCUGAUGAGGUUGUGGCGCAUAGUUAUUCAUGUGCACUUGAGAGGUCAUUCUUGUACCAUGGUCGUAUGUAUGUUUCUGCAUGGCACAUCUGUUUCCAUUCUAAUGUGUUCUCCAAACAAAUGAAGGUGGUAAUACCAUUCGGUGAUAUAGAUGAGAUUCGUAGGAGUCAGCAUGCAUUCAUUAAUCCUGCAAUAACAAUUAUUCUUCGGAUGGGUGCUGGUGGGCAUGGCGUACCUCCAUUAGGGAGCCCUGAUGGUAGAGUCAGGUAUAAAUUUGCAUCAUUUUGGAACAGGAACCAUGCACUAAGAGCAUUACAGCGCGCAGAAAAGAUCUACCAUGCAAUGUUGGAGGCUGAGAAGAAGGAGAGAGAAGAAUCAGCAUUGCGUGCACAUAGUAGCUCUAUUAGAGGUAGUAGAAGGCAAGCUAAGGCUCUCGAAGAUAAUGCAUCUAAAAGUGAAAAACUACAAGUUUUUAUCAAAGAAGAGGUUCUUGUUGGUAUCUACAAUGAUGUAUUUCCAUGCACCGCCGAGCAGUUUUUUAAUUUAUUAUUAAGUGAUGACUCUAGUUUCACAAAUGAAUAUCGGUCAGCACGGAAGGAUACAAAUCUUACAAUGGGACAGUGGCAUGCUGCAGAUGAAUAUGAUGGUCAGGUGAGAGAGAUAACAUUCAGAUCCAUUUGUAACAGUCCCAUGUGCCCUCCAGACACCGCCAUGACAGAGUAUCAGCAUUCUGUUUUAUCAGCAGAUAAGAAAAAGCUUGUUUUUGAAACUGUACAACAGGCACAUGAUGUUCCAUUUGGGUCCAACUUUGAGGUUCAUUGUCGAUGGUGUGCAGAGAACAAUGGUGAAAAUUCUUCUAUUUUAGACAUAAAAGUGGGUGCACAUUUUAAGAAAUGGUGUGUGAUGCAAUCGAAAAUUAGGUCAGGCGCUAUCAAUGAGUACAAGAAAGAGGUGGAGUUGAUGUUGGAUGUUGCCCGUUCAUAUAUCAAGUCACAUACUGCCGGUGGUGAGACCAAUAACUCCGCAUCCUCGCCCUCGGCCAUUCAAGAAAUCAGCUAGCACUGAACUAGGGUAAUUUCUUUCCUCACUUUUUAUCAUAUAAUUCCUUCUUUCUUUCAAUAUAUGUAAUGUAAAAUUCAUAUGUAGAGCAAUGGCCUAGGUGUAUAAUGUAACUUAAGCUGGUCUCCUUAGAAGGGAAGUAGCAAGGGGGUUGUUCUUGUAAUGCAUUUUUCCAUGUUAAUGGGCUAAUGGCAACAAUAAUUUUAAUAUUCAACAAAUAUCUAUUAUUUCUUCAUAAUUUAUAUAUGUAAAUAAAAAUACAGGACUAUUUGACAGCCAAUUUUUUUUUUUUUGCAUUUGAUUGGCAUGAUUCAGCCAGCUGCUUGUUGCAAAGCUUAUACAAUUAGUGUUACCAAACAGCCAUGAUCUUACGAUAUCUAACUGCCAAGCUGGAUGUUCAUCAUGUUGGAGUCUAUGGUUUUUGUUUAAUGAUUUUGGAAGAUGCGAGGAUUCGAAUCCAUACGUUUUUUAGUAGGUAUCGUCGAGACAAAUGGUCGUGUGCCACGGCGUGUAUAAAACAUGUACCCUUCACAAAUAAAUAUUUCAAAUUUACCAUUAAAUAAGCUUCCAAUGAAUUCAUAAAUUUAAAAAAUAAUUAUAAACGAUAUA